UACGUAAUAAACAUGGCUGCGCCCGUGAAUGACACUUGGUUACCCGGUAUUUCACUAAAUCAUUUACAUGCAUCUUCCUUUAUGGCUGGCUGCAUACGUCUGCUGUCGUGUAAUAGCAGUGUCGUUACUGUGAAUGAUGUUGUAGCUUGUUGUAUCUCUGGUUAAAACUAGUUAGUAUACCCCUGACCUCGCUUACAGCGGAAGUACUCAGUCAUUCCACGCCCCUCGGUGCUUGUGAUGUAACCUAGGUUCUAGUUGAUGUGACAGAGCUUUGAUAGAUCGGUUUUACAUUGGAGGAUGCUGCUCCUAACUCUCCGCUCCGGUCUGGCACUCAGUAGAGUACAGACACUGCGCUUUGUGCACUCGGGCCCGCAAAAUGGUCCACAAUGGAGAAAUUUUAUCCAGAAGAGAUGGAAAAGCACUACAGUGUCAGAAAUGGCUACUCCAUCCAGAGCUGCUGUCAAAUCUUUACCCAAUUCUAUGGCAGAGCGUGUCAUGGGGCGGUGGCUUCUAGUAUGCAGUGGUAUGGUUGCUGGUGCAGUCAUCUUAGGUGGAGUAACCAGGUUAACAGAAUCUGGGCUUUCAAUGGUAGAUUGGCAUUUAAUUAAAGAAAUGAAGCCACCCAGUACUCAAGACGAAUGGGAAGCAGAAUUUCAUAAAUAUCAGCAGUAUCCUGAGUUUAAAAUCUUGAAUCAUGACAUGACUGUCAACGAGUUUAAAUUCAUCUGGUACAUGGAGUAUUCCCAUCGCAUGUGGGGACGGGCAGUGGGACUCGCUUACAUUCUUCCGGCUAUCUACUUUUGGAGGAAAGGCUGGUUUAAUCGAGGAAUGAAAGGCCGCGUUCUUGGCCUUUGUGGCUUUGUUUGCUUUCAGGGUCUUUUGGGUUGGUACAUGGUAAAAAGUGGAUUGGAGGAAAAACCAGACUCGUACGAUGUUCCCCGUGUCAGCCAAUACCGUCUGGCUGCACAUUUAGGGUCUGCACUUGUUCUGUAUUGUGCAAGUCUUUGGACAGGCUUAUCUCUUCUUCUUCCAAAACACACGUUAACAGAAACCAGUCAACUGUUGAAGCUAAGGAGAUUCACACACUGGACAACCGGCCUUGUUUUCCUUACAGCUCUUUCUGGUGCCUUUGUUGCAGGAUUAGACGCUGGACUUGUUUACAACUCUUUUCCUAAAAUGGGGGAUCGUUGGAUUCCAGAUGAUAUUCUGGCUUUUUCCCCAGCAUUGCAGAACUUUUUUGAAAAUCCCACAACAGUGCAGUUUGAUCACAGGAUCUUAGGGAUCAGCUCUGUAGCCGCCAUCACUGGGCUGUAUUAUUUUUCACAAAGGAUUCCACUUCCUCGCAGAACAAAGCUGGCACUAACUUCCCUGAUUACUGUUGCUUAUUUACAGGUCACUCUGGGCAUAAGUACACUUCUCUUAUAUGUUCCAACUCCAUUAGCAGCAACACACCAGUCUGGGUCGCUGGCUCUCCUUAGUAUGGCAAUAUGGCUAAUGAAUGAAUUAAGACGCGUUCCUAAAUAGUAUACUGAAAAUUUUAAAACCUUUUUUCUCUCCAUCUUUUGAAUAUAUUGGCCUUUGUUACAACAAUGCACAUUUUCUACAAUUGUGUAGCAACAAAAAAUAAUAAUGCUGUAUAUAAAUUUGUACAUUUUGACUUGAAAAUAUAUAUUAAGUAAAGUAAUUAUGUAACUUU
Messenger RNA from Bombina bombina (fire-bellied toad), 1696 nucleotides. RefSeq names its product cytochrome c oxidase assembly protein COX15 homolog (gene COX15). The transcript has 9 exons. Gene Ontology annotation, cellular component: mitochondrial inner membrane. The record is from RefSeq and is a predicted model, not a curated record. Gene Ontology annotation, molecular function: oxidoreductase activity, acting on NAD(P)H, heme protein as acceptor. NCBI's taxonomy places the organism in Eukaryota, Metazoa, Chordata, Amphibia, Anura, Bombinatoridae. Gene Ontology annotation, biological process: heme A biosynthetic process. Bases 298 to 1524 code for a protein of 408 amino acids.